AGAACUAGAAAAUGACUUGGGAGGGACAACAGACAAGCUAACCAGUUUUGUAUCGUGUCUUAGCGGACUGACUCAAAUAAAUAAAGAAUAAGUGAGAACAGGGACAUAGAGAGAAUCAAACGACCAUGAAAUCUCUAUUGAAUCCAGAGUCUUUACUCUCUUCAAUUUCUCCGAUUCAUAUCGCCAAACCUUACAAUCUUCUUCAUAGACAAACCCAAAUCGCUCGUCAAUUUUCACAGAGUGGCCGCCACCGUUGGAGGGGGCAGAAAUCUCGCUUGACCGUCAAAGCUGCAUUGGACCAAUUAGGGCUUAAAGAAUCUGAUCUGUUAAAUCCUGCGAUUUCUUCUUCGUAUCGUAGCUCCAAGUCGCCCAGACCGAAUCAGACAGUGCUCGACGCUCAAACUAGAGUUUGCACGGGGCCUACACAGACCAAGCCGCUUACCGAGGAUCAGGCUUUUAAGGUUCUGGACACUAUCUUAAGAUCAGCUAGGGGAGAGCUCAAGGAUGAAGAGGAAGUCUCCAGAGCACAGCUCGGUGCCUUUUUUGCCGGAAUGGCAAUCCGUGCAAAUGCAUUUCCUGAGGCAACCCAGUGGAGUGAAGGGGAAAGGCGUGCCAUGAACUCAUUCUGGCCACUCCUAGUUCGAGCACUUCCACCAGAUGUAAUUUUCAUAGCUGACCCUGAAGGCUCUAUUAUGGGGUUAGGAGGCUCAAUAGGGCCCCAUUAUUGUGGCAAUGACCCUUGUGAAAUGAGAUUGGUUGGUGCUCUUAGAGAAGUUUUGGCAGGAGGUCACCUUGGAUAUGAAGAAGUUCAAGGUGUUCUAAGAGAUGUUCUUCCAUUGAAAGUGGAAGAUAAUAAAGCUUCAGAGGUUAGCAAAUCAUUGCUUUCAGCAUUUUUAAUUGGUCAACGCAUGAACAGAGAAACAGAUCGGGAACUAAAAGCAUAUUGCCUCGCAUUUGAUGAUGAACUUGGUCUUCCGCUAGUUGCUGAUGUUAAAUCUUUGACACAUUAUGGGGAACCUUAUGAUGGUAACACACGUUUCUUUAGGAGCACAUUGUUUGUUGCUGCUGUUAGAUCAUGCUACGGUGAAUCUUGCUUGCUCCAUGGUGUGGAAUGGAUGCCUCCUAAGGGGGGUGUAACUGAAGAACAGAUGCUGAAGUUUAUGGGCGCUAAUACAAACAUAUCCUUGUUGCAAGCAAAAGAACUUCUUGAGAAUGAGGAGGUUGGUUUUGCCUAUAUAAGUCAACGUGAAGCUCAUCCAUCUUUAUAUUCGUUGACUGGGUUAAGGGAGCACAUAAAGAAACGCCCACCCUUGGCAACAACGGAAAAAGUCCAACGAUUUGUGCGGGCUAGGGGAAGAGAAGCAAUUGUUGCUGGAUUUUAUCAUGAAGGUUAUGAAGAGCCACUUUUGAUGCUUAUGAAAAGAAGAGGUGUUCAUUCGGGUUUGGUGGUGAAGGGUGAGGAAGGUGCACUCUCAAUGACCACAAGGAUGAGAUCCGUAAAUGCAUCGAAAGGACUUCCUGUGAAUUACUGUUCUGGGUUCCGUUCACUGAGCUUGGAAUCUGCAUUUGGAGUAGAUGGGGUGUCACGCGAGAGUUUCGAUCUCAAGGUCAAUGCCAGUGACUAUGGUUUUGAGCCCACUGAUACGCCAAGAACUGACAGAUCGGUCUCAAGGAAUAUACAGUUGGGCUUGUCAGCUCUUGGAGGUGAAAAAGGACCAGCAUAUGAUCGAAUUGUUUUAAAUGCUGGAAUGGUGGAUCACUUGCUUGGAUGUGAAGGUGCAGAAGAUGUAUCAGUUGCAAUGGAUAGAGCCAGAGAGGCUAUCGAUAGUGGUAAAGCUCUCAGAAGGCUCCUAAAUUACAUAAAGAUCUCCAACAAGUUGAAGUGAGUGGUGCUCACUUCACACUUCCUUUGUAUUUUGCAGGAAGCUUGAGUCUGCCAAAUCAAUGUUAAAAAAUAAAUACUUAAGCUUACAAUUCCUUUCAGAGUGUCAUUUUUCCAA
Mangifera indica (mango) is the source of this 2000-nucleotide messenger RNA. RefSeq names its product anthranilate phosphoribosyltransferase. Gene Ontology annotation, molecular function: GMP synthase activity. Bases 126 to 1886 code for a protein of 586 amino acids. Lineage: Eukaryota; Viridiplantae; Streptophyta; Magnoliopsida; Sapindales; Anacardiaceae. Gene Ontology annotation, biological process: GMP biosynthetic process. The transcript is spliced from 10 exons. The record is from RefSeq and is a predicted model, not a curated record. Gene Ontology annotation, cellular component: cytosol.